CCGUAAACUGUAAAGUGAGAUCAAACGUGUUAUGAUUUAUCGGGAGUUUAGAGUUAGUUAAUUUUAAUUCCAUUUCUAAGGAACUGAAAGCAAGGCUGGAUUACUGUGUUGAGUGUGUUCUCAUUACGUUUGACUUCUUGAUGAUUGAAAAGCCAUGCAGCAAUCUAUUGUUAUUGACGAUGAUGACGGCCAAGAACCCGAAACCAGCGCUUCUUCUCCGAGUUCUCCGACUGCCCCGGAAUCUCCCCAAGCGCCGAAUAAUUCCUCCGCUGCGAAGGUUUCCGCAAAAGAAUACUAUGAGGCAUUCUUCGUUAACCCCGUAUGCAAGACUGAAUAUGCUAAAGGACAGGCGAGAAGCUGGAAAAAGUACUCCGCGACGUGUAAACUGUGUGCUGAAUCGGAUGCAAAGAGACUGGUGAAUGGAGGAGCGGAUAGUUUCGACGCGUUCAAAAAACAUGUCACGCGGCAUCAUUCAAAGACGAAGGACUACAUGGAGUUUAUUGCUAAGAAAGUCAAAGAUAACGAAAUCUCGCGAACAAAGCUAUCCAGAGAGCAGCCCACCAUGACCGAUUUCGUGAUACAGAAAGCAGAACCGUAUGGCAAGAACCAUUGGAAACAGAUUCGGCUAAAUGACGCUGUCGGAAAUAUUAUGCUAAAAACCCUCGCACCGCCGUCCAUGCUUGGCGACAUAAGUUUCGAUGAGGCUAUCAAGAUUGGUGACAGCAAACUCAAGUGGCCUCGACGACACCAGCUGACACGCCACAUCCUGCCAAAAUUCGAAAAAGAAAUUCGUGAGAAAAUACAGAUCUUGUUGUCUACUACCACAGCUGUAUCACUGAACGUGGAUUUGUGGACGAGCAAGAGAUGCCAUGGCUAUAUGGGUGUAACUGUUUCGUUUAUCGAUGAAAAAUUUCGCCUGCGAAAUUUCGUGUUAGGAUGUCCGCGUUUUAAAGAGUCGCACACUGCAGAGAAUAUUUUUCAACUAGCUACCGUCUUGAUACUCGACUACAACUUGAAGGAUGUCCUGCAUUAUGUUGGGCUUGACAACGGCCGAAAUUUUGUAAAUGCUUUUGACGACUGGAUGCCAAGCCUUUUUCCCGCGGAGUUUUUGCGCAAACCGGAUGCGGAAGAUGAACACGUUGUCGAUGAGGACGGAUUUAAUGACUGCGUGGAAUCCGUAGAAAACGAUGAUGAAAGAGCGGAGGAAAGCGACCUUGAUUUUGAUUCCCAGCGCACAGAGCAAGCGUUUCAAAAAAUCCGUGACACAUACUGCCGGAUUCCCGAUAGAAACAUUGUGGUCCGGUGCGCGGCGCACACCUUAUCUUUGGCCAUUGGUAGCGCAAUGGCAGAUGCGCAGGUUAUCAACCAAGUUAUUGAAGGUCUUGCUGGGAUCGUUAACCGUGUUAAGCAUUCGCAGUCGGAGACAACCAUUCUGGAGGAAGCGUUCAAGAAAACCUUUGUCAGCCGCAAUCAGACCAGAUGGAACUCGAACUUUUUAAUGGCCAAGCGGGCAGCGGAAUUUGAUUGGGAAAGAUGUGGACUCUCUCAGAAAAAUAUUUUGAAACCUGCGCACCGCCUUGUAUUGCAAGCGUUUGUAAAUCUUAUGGAAGUUUUCAAUGCAUCGUUUAAGAUUCUGCAGACGGCUGACUAUCCUGUAAUUGGAGACGUUAUUCCUAUUUUAUGUGGGCUUCGCAGGCAUAUCAAAACAUGCCAAAAGAAUAUAGACUUCGUGUUAUUGCAAGAUUUUAUGAAAGGCUUGCUGAAACAACUAGACGAAAGAUUUGGUGCUGUGGAAAAAGACAACCUGUACCUUGCCGCUGCUUUUUUGGAUCCCAAAUAUAAGCUUCUGUGGUGUAAUAGUUUUGGACCUGAGAAAUCUGCUGAGAUGGUUCUCAAAAUCAAGGCGCUCAUGCUGGGCAUGAUGCAAGAAGUUGGCUGCGGUCAAGACGUGCAGUUUUGAAGAAAGCAAGAAUAGUUUUGUCGGUCCGGAUUUCCUGAACUUUUUAUACAGAGGACAAAGUAGCUUGUCGAUGCGACAGGACAGCGGAAGUGACAAAGCUGCAACGUGCGAAACUGAACUAGAGAUGUAUAUUGCCUCUUCGUGGAUAGGGACAAACCCCUUGGAAUUCUGGAAAAGUGCUGAAGCGGCCUGCUUGCCACGUUUGAAAAUUCUUGCCAAACAAGUUUUAUGCGCUCCAGCAACGACCGCUGACGUCGAACGGAUGUUUAGUGUUGCGGGAAUUUUGCUCAGUAACAGGAGAUUAAAAACUUCGGAUGAGCAUUUCGAGAGAUUACUGUUUUGUAGUAUUAAUAAGCGGCGGUUAGAUGGUGAUUUAAAUGUCGGUGGUAAGAGAAAGCUGAAUAGUUGACGGUGAUAAUAAAAUGU
Messenger RNA from Paramacrobiotus metropolitanus, 2386 nucleotides. RefSeq lists its product as uncharacterized. The record is from RefSeq and is a predicted model, not a curated record. Lineage: Eukaryota; Metazoa; Tardigrada; Eutardigrada; Parachela; Macrobiotidae. The transcript is spliced from 6 exons. Bases 155 to 1960 code for a protein of 601 amino acids.